Messenger RNA from Helobdella robusta, 699 nucleotides. RefSeq lists its product as hypothetical. The transcript has 6 exons. The coding region runs from base 1 to 699 and encodes 232 amino acids. Lineage: Eukaryota; Metazoa; Annelida; Clitellata; Rhynchobdellida; Glossiphoniidae. The record is from RefSeq and is a predicted model, not a curated record.
AUGUCAAAUAAAUACAUAUACACAAACACAUGCUCACACGUACAUCAUUCUAUGAAUACUGUCAUGUUUCAUAUACCUAAAGAUGGUGAUGAAGAUGAUGAAGAUGAUGAUGAAGACGACGAUGACGACGACCAAACAGCUACUGCUCCACUGUCCCACAGAAAAUCAUGGAACAAGCCAGGCAACACCAUUGUCAACAUCUUGUGCAACGCCACGCUAAUGAGAACAUUGGAAAACGCCGAUGAAAACGCCGAAAAUAAAGAACAUUCUAGAAACAAUAAUCCUGAUAAUGAUGUCGCUGCUAGUGGUGGCAAUGGCGCUGAUAAUAGUAAAGAAAAGAGUGAUAAUUCUAAGAAAAUUAAGAGUGGUCAUGCUGAUAGCGAAGAGGGCAGGCAAUCAGGUCUUGGGGCUGAUGGAUGUUUGCCUCGCUACAGUAUAAAUGAGGUUACAGAUGAUAAAACCGAAUCAAGCAUAAGCAGAAGCGACAGUGGCGAUUCGCUGGAGGACUUGCUCACAUCCAUGCAACUCAUCUUGCAAGAAGAUGAGACUGAAGCUCAGUCGACAAAAAUAAAAAGAAGAAGAAAGAAGAAAAUUAUUGAGUCAGACGCUUGUGAAGCUACUACAAUAACCACAGCAACAUCAUCAUCGUCGUCAUCUACUUCAGUCGCGUCAUCGUCUGCAGUGACAUCAUCAUCGUAA